Protopolystoma xenopodis is the source of this 456-nucleotide messenger RNA. The record is from the annotation of a GenBank genome assembly. Lineage: Eukaryota; Metazoa; Platyhelminthes; Monogenea; Polystomatidea; Polystomatidae.
AUGUACCGCAACAUUUUCCUAUCAUGCUCAAUUCAUGUAAUAGUCUUUCCUGGCUCCUUUUCCCUUGUGACUUUUCUUUCUUCGCCCCUUCAAGAUGCAGACUCAAGUGAAUUGCUUUCCCCCGGCUUUCCUGACCUUGCUUUCCAACGUGGUUGUAUUUCUGUGCCUCCUUCCAUCCAAUUGGCACGCAUGUCCAUUAGGUCUAACACCGAUGACCUUGGAUUAGAAUCUAUCGCUAACCUCACAAAUCUGGUGUUUGUGGAGCCACAGUUGAGCUUCGAUCUACAAGACUCUCUUCGCCGAGUAGGUCAUCAGGUACAAGUUAUUGGUCAACCUUCAAGCCCAUUCUCUAGCUGGCCUGGUCGCGUUUAUAUAGCCGGUUGGGAUCGGUACCUUCUGCUGGCUUUCGGCGAUGCCAGAGCCAAGAAUCUUACCGGAAACCUCGCCCAAUUUUAG